AUGCAAAGUUUAAGAGCCUCUGUAACUGAAGUUUCAUUUAAAUCUCGUGAGACGGGAAAUUAUUUGGAUAUAUUGAGAACAGAAGUAUUGGAGAUGCACGGCAGUAUGCCUGCUCGAGAAAAUACUCUUGCUAAUUCACCGCUCCUUUCCUUCCGUUCAACUGUAUCAAAAUUACCAACAAAUUUUCCAUUGACAUAUAGCUGUGGUACCGUUCGAAUGCCACCAUUUCUACGUUUGAGGUAA
Cercopithifilaria johnstoni is the source of this 243-nucleotide messenger RNA. The record is from the annotation of a GenBank genome assembly. Lineage: Eukaryota; Metazoa; Nematoda; Chromadorea; Rhabditida; Onchocercidae.